Messenger RNA from Bufo bufo (common toad), 3576 nucleotides. RefSeq names its product cyclase associated actin cytoskeleton regulatory protein 2 (gene CAP2). Bases 236 to 1657 code for a protein of 473 amino acids. Gene Ontology annotation, molecular function: actin binding; adenylate cyclase binding. The record is from RefSeq and is a predicted model, not a curated record. The transcript is spliced from 13 exons. Gene Ontology annotation, cellular component: cytoplasm. NCBI's taxonomy places the organism in Eukaryota, Metazoa, Chordata, Amphibia, Anura, Bufonidae. Gene Ontology annotation, biological process: regulation of adenylate cyclase activity; cell morphogenesis; cytoskeleton organization.
CCUCCGCCUUCCCUCGUCUGCAGCCUCCAGAACACUUGUCUUUAUUUGGAGCUCCCGGAAACCCCAUCCACCUCUUUCGUUCAUGACUGACACACGGAGAGACUGAGCUGCAUCCUGUGUUUAUGUGUGUGCGCCUCCAUCCCCGUUGCUUCAUCUUCCGUAGACCUGCUCCUUUGAUAGCACCGGGUUUUCAUCGGAUCUGUACCAGGCCGUCACCAGACAGCAGGUAUUCAAGAUGGCAGAGGUGCAUGGAUUAAUGGACAGGUUGGAGAAAGCCGUGAUUCGACUUGAAACAGUCUUGUCUACGUCUUGCUUUUCAAAGUCUACAGGGAAUGAUGUUGUGAAUGGAAUAAAUGGAGGUUCUGCUCCAUAUGUGGAAGCAUUUGAUGCCUUGGUGACUGGGUCCUUGGAACAGUAUCUCAAAAACAGCAAGAUUCUUGGUGGGGAUGUGGAAACUCAUGCUACAUUAGUGGAAAAUGCAUUUAAAGCUGAAAGAGUAUUUUUGGUUUAUGCUUCCCAGCACCAGCAGCCCUCGGAGGCUGAGCUGGCAUUGCUCCUAAAACCCAUAUCAGAAAAGAUUCUUGAAGUACAGACAUUCAGAGAGAAAAACCGAGGAAGUCAAAUGUUCAACCACCUUUCGGCAAUAAGUGAAAGUAUUCCAGCUCUUGGCUGGAUUGCAGUGACACCUGCGCCAGGUCCCUUCGUGAAGGAGAUGGCAGAUGCUGCUGCAUUUUACACAAACAGGGUACUGAAGGACUAUAAAAAUAGUGAUGUGCGCCAUGUUGACUGGGUGAAGUCAUACCUGAGUAUUUGGAAUGAUCUUCAGGCAUACAUCAAGGAGCAUCAUACCACAGGAACUUCUUGGAGUAGUAUGUUUUCAGAAGCUAAACCUAAGGAUGCAACAUCAGCACCAAGUCAUCCCCCUCCACCUCCUCCACCCCCAGGACCUCCUCCCAGUUAUGAUAUUUUUAAUAGUAAACCCAAAGAUGACAUUUCUCAAGACCGAUCUGCAUUGUUUGACCAGCUGAACCAAGGAGAAGAAAUUACAAGAGGGCUAAAACAUGUUUCUGAUGAUCAGAAGACUCAUAAGAACCCUAGGCUUCGCGGCCAAGCACCAGUUCGAUCACCUACCAAAAGUCAUGUUUCCGGCUCCACCUCUAGUAAAUCUGCUACACGGCAGUCCUAUCCCCCUCUUCUUGAGCUGGAAGGAAAGAAAUGGAGAGUGGAGUACCAGGAGGGUGUAAAGGAUUUAGUGAUUUCUGAAACUGAGCUGAAGCAAGUAGCUUACGUUUUCAAGUGCAAGAAAACAACCCUGCAAAUUAAAGGGAAAAUAAAUUCCAUAAUAAUAGACAACUGCACUAAACUUGGCCUAGUGUUUGACGAUGUUGUGGGCAUUGUCGAAGUUAUUAAUUCUAAAGAUGUUCAGAUACAGGUCAUAGGCAAAGUGCCAACCAUUUCCAUUAACAAGACAGAUGGCUGCCAUGUUUACCUGAGUGAAAGUUCAAUAGACUGUGAGAUCGUAAGUGCCAAAUCAUCAGAGAUGAAUAUCCUCGUCCCACACAAUGGUGAUUAUAAAGAAUUUCCUGUUCCUGAACAGUUCAAGACUUCAUGGGAUGGCUCCAAGCUAGUCACUGAACCUGCAGAAAUGAUGGGCUAAUCGGAUAUAGUAAUUGUGUACAUGCUUCAGCCUCGCCAGAUGGAGAACACAUGGCACAUAUUGCAUGUACCCAUGGAGUAUGCAGAACAAAAAUCACCUUACUGCUCUUGUGGGCAUUUAAUGUGGCAUCAAAUCCUCCAAAAAACAACUUCUAAUAAAUCUGAGAUGUACAAAGUUUUACAAUAUAUUACAGAUUACUCAUCAGGUAGAGCAUUGAUACUACCUAUUUGGACUUCUAGAAUCUCGUUGGCAGCACACUUAUAUUUUGUCAUUUUCUUAGCUAGGCCCCUAGCAAUGAAAACUGAUCAAAGCAGAUCUGGUGCUGGGAGUAACAUAAUCCAUUGCUUCAAGCAGCAUCCUUCCUUGACCGUAGGGGGCAGCAUUUUAGCAGAUAGACAGACCAUCCUUUACAUUCUCCCCACCACAGAUCCAGAGUGGGGCCUCAAAUAAAUUGUGACAGCUCCAUCUUGAAUACUGAAUUGCUCCUUAGCACAUAUUAAGCAUUUAGCAGUUGCCUGAAAACACAUCACUUAAAGGCUAUGCACACCUUUAGGAGCAUUUUUUUUUUAUGAUUGCAUUUUAAUAAUUUUGGGCUAAAAAAAUUUUUUUCAAUCGGUCUUAGUUAAAAAUAUUCAGCCGUUCUGUCACAAAGGGUUAACUGUCUAUGUGUUUGAAUCGUACUUUCAUUUUGUGUCGGCCAUCUAAUAAAUCUUAACUCUAAAUUACUAAAAGGUCUGAAACACUUAUUUAAAGGCGGGUUUACACUAGUUGAGGAGAAGCCGAUUGUUGUGAAGGAAGCAUUCCUUCCCGACAGUUGGCUUCUCGUUCAGUGAAGUAGACCUCUGCAUUUACAUGGAGCUAUCUCCUUCACAAUAUGAAGACAGUGAUCCCUCGUCCCCAUACAGAAUCAUUGUUUCUGGGCAGCAGAUCGCUGUUUAGACAGCACGUUCUGCUGCCCAGAAACAAUGAUUGAUGUGCCUGCACGAAUAGCAGGAUUACCCAAUGAACGAACAUUUCACUCAUUCAUCAGGUGAUUGGCGGCACAUUUAGAUGGGCAGAUUGUCGGGAAAGUGUUCAAGGGAACGAUAAUCUGCCUAACAAUGGGGCAUGUAAAUCCACCUUAAGCCACAUUUCUAUCAAUAAGAUACAAAUUGAGCUAUAAUGAGUGUUUAGAAGGUCAGAGAGCCGAGAUGAGGAGCAGUAAAAGUACAGAGCAGCUACUAGAGAAUCUGAAGGCUGUACAGAGAAAGGGGCUGAAAAUUUUUAAUAAAGACCAAUUGAAAAAAAUAAUUUUGCUCAAAAAGAGUACAAUGCAACAAUAAAAAAAAAUGCCUCCAAAGGUAUACAUAGCCUUUAAAAUAUCUAUAUCAUUUCUAUAUAGAAGACAGAAAAAAUAAUAGCUUGCAUAUCAUUAAAGAAGGGAUUUUUGGCGCUGCUAUUUUAAAUUUUCUAGAUGAUGAACACAGCUUAUCUGCACCCUGAACAAUGACUAUUGCACAGGUUACAUAGCAUGUCUAGAAAUCUCUUCCAUAGGUGUUACUGAGGUCCCCUCAGGACUAUUGUGUCUGUGGUCCAUGUGGCUGCAGUAAAGCAUAUCUCUAUGUGCCGUUAGCAGCUCAGGAAAUAAAAAUACAAAACAAAUAAAAUAAAAAGUCUACAAUCAGAAACAUAAUAAAACAGGUUAGAAAAAAGGAACAUCUAUCACUAUCUGGUUUAAAUUAGUAAAAUAAAUAUGGGGGAUACAUUCCCUUUAAUAUUCUAACUUGUAACUUUUUUAAACUCAUACUAUUACACAUGAAAAGGAAAAUGUUUAGAGCACUAUAUUACUUAGUAAUAUCAAACCCUCGUCACUCUUCAGCUCUGUGAGAACUACAAGUCCAGAUGAGAUGUCUAUGUGCUGUCACAAGAAAGGGAGUAAG